This is a messenger RNA of Aedes albopictus (Asian tiger mosquito), 4597 nucleotides long. Its product is annotated as interleukin-1 receptor accessory protein-like 1. The transcript has 6 exons. The coding region runs from base 2184 to 3194 and encodes 336 amino acids. The record is from RefSeq and is a predicted model, not a curated record. NCBI's taxonomy places the organism in Eukaryota, Metazoa, Arthropoda, Insecta, Diptera, Culicidae.
GGAUGAAGAUAAUGCAGGGUGGAAAAUAGAUUUCCUCAAACUGUGCGAAUUCCACGAAUUCCAAGGGUGCUGGAAAAGUUUUCACUGAAAAUCGCUCCGCGAGGGGUGAAUGUUCCGAUAAUACACUCGGGGAAUGCAACUUUUCACAGAAAAGUUUGGUAGUGUUUCAUUUAUUGAUGUUCUGAAGCAAGUUACACGGGCCGGGAAACACCGGGUAUAUUGCCAAUUAUGAUGUAGGAAAGUGUGUUGCGUUGGGAAGUAAAGUUGACAUCAGGACUAUGGUACAACUGCCACGCAAAGUAUGAUCAAAAGAAAAUGUGAAUGGUGAAAAUUGACUGCCGUCAUGUGUACGUAUGUAGAAGAACAAUUACCGCUGUGUACAAGCAAACACGAAUCGAUUAUAGAAAAAACCACCGGCUGAUGCGUAAUGCUUGAAAGCGGAGACAAGGAAAUGAUUCGGGGUGGUGUUCGAGCAGCAUGCUUUCCGUAAAUAAAUUACCCUUGACCUGAUUGUUUCAUAAGCUGUGGCUCAGAAUACAGUGCAGUGUAAACUAACUCUCGUUAUUAAUAAACAAACAAAUCAUGUGGUUGCAAGUGGAUGAAAGAAGUAUUCUUUGGGAGACAGUUUUCCGGUCAAGUACUAAUUAAACCGGCAAACCUUCGAAGCUUUCUUGGAAAAUAUUGUCAUAACACGGCGCGCAGCUCCACUCCAGUCCGGACGACGACGGGCUCAGAUCAAACCAAAGCCCAGUGCCGCCCCACAUCCACAUGGGCUUGCAGUAAUAACUUUUAAUUGAAUCUUCGAGUGUCGGACUCGGUGCGAGGCCCCGGCGAGCAGCAACCGGCUCGAAGCUUUUAUGAAGGUUUUCCAGCUAAUCCGUACGUGAGAUGUGUGAUCCAAUGACGUCGUUGCUCGUUAGAUCAGCGGCAGUCCCAUUAGAUGUGAUUCAUUAGCUGACGUGCUCGAAUAGCGUCAUCCUCAACUGGCACAAACCGAAUCCAAACAAACCUCGAACCGACGAGGUAUGAAUUGGGGGAAGAAAGGUUUCGCAAUUGAUUCGCCAGUAGUCGUCGCGAAGAAUCGUUAGAAGAGGGCGAGGAGGGUCAAACAUGGUAUAGAGCUCGAUAAUCAAGAUACCCUAGCGUCGUCAUUGUCGUUGGCUUGGUAGUGUAGAGUGCUUAAGAAAAAGAAGAAGGCUGAAGUUGUCGUGAAUCGUUCACUCGUGUGGAACCGGACUUGUGAGAGAGCUGUUGGUCAAAAAGGAAUGUUUAUGAGCCCCCUUGGGUGUAUGUGAAUGUGAAUAAAUGAUAUUAUUUUUUAAUUACUAGUUGUUAAAACAGAACAGAAAAAAAAAACAACAGUGUAAAGUGCAGCUGGAUCGUUCUCGGAGUCGGAGACGUCGGCGAGCUAGUUGUUUCUAUAAUUAAAACGUCUCUCGAAGUACAAAUAUCUGUGUUGGAGGAAUUACCGAGAAAAAUUAAAAGAAAAAAAAAUGCUCACUCAUCAAUGCUAGUUUUAUGACGAACAAGUCAAGCUAUAAGAGUCUCGUUGCGCUGCCGAGCAGUGAGCCGCGCUAAAUUGGAGCGCAAUUUCCGAGGACCGCGACAAUUCGUUGGCGGCGGCAAAGCCAGUACCUGGAAUUUUCGGUGCGGCACCGCUUGCUUAUCCGGUUCGGUCCGGCGGCCGUUGCUGUGAUAACCCACGAGCGGCACCACCGCGGCGGCAAACGAACGGAAGUAAACGGACCAGCACGGGAAUAGAUAAUCAACCUACGAAACCCAACUGAAGCAGCGCCGUGUGGUAAUGCUAACGACAAACAAGCCCGGGGAAGAAAGGCCCACCGAUACUGUAAUGGGAACUGGUUGGUUUUAACACCCGGACGAAAGCGGUGCGGAGCUGCGGUCAAGUGACAAAGUGCGGUCCGAAGAAAAUCGGAGAACGUGUGAAGAUAUAUUGUUACAGUGAAAAUAGUUAUUUGAUUAAUUAAUAAGCAUAUUAGUGUCGUCGCUCGGCGUUCGUUUUGGAUACACACUGUGUGGGUCGGUUUUCCCUUUAGCGGAUCAAUUAACAUAUUUGUGCGCUAUUUACAACCAAAACAACAUCCGACAGCGCGUGAGUCGACUCGUGUACGUACAGGUAUAUCUGUGCCGUGUGUGGUGUGUACCAGUUUAAAUCAGCCGACAUGCUGCACCACAAGCGUAGCUCGUCAUCCGUCCGGGCAGUGCUGGUGAUGCUCAAGUCAGCCGGCAGGCGGAACCGGAGUAGGUGUCACAACGUUGGCGACGUUAAACUGCUGACAGUGUUGAUUGCUGCCUGUCUCACGGUGGUCACCGGUCUGAUUGAUAGGGCUCAGGGUGAAGACCACUGCAGCGAGCAUCGAUAUAAUGAUUCCCUUGCCAGCGACUACAUGCAGUUCACCAAGGAGGUAGCCGAUAGGGAGUACGGCGUUUUGGGGCAGUUUAAAAGUUUACACUGCUGCGCGAAAGGGUACAGGAGCAUCGAAUGGUUCAAAAACGGUCAACCAUACCCAUGGGGAGGUGAUAUAUCGUCGCUGAUUGUGUACCCGGAGGCAGCGAAUCAAACCAUUUACACCCACCGGAUAUCGGAAACAGAUAUCGGCAACUACAGCUGCGUGUUGCGGAACGACACCGGUAUCAUACGGCACGACAUCGAGCUCCGGAUACAAGAAGACAAACCGGACUACCCGCUGCCGACGUUUAAACCGAAAGAUGUGAUCAUAAACCUGGGCGAGACGGCGCGAUUCUACUGCGAGGCGUUUGUGGGAAAGCUCGAUCUGCCGGAUGCGACCAAUAAAAUCGUGUGGAUGCAGAUGCUCGACGACAAGCCCGCCUCCAUUGUGGACGCGAAUCAGUUGAACGUGUCUAGGGAGGACGGUCAGAUCAUCGGGUCCUAUCUGUCGAUACCGAAAAUUCAGCAGCACCACUACGGUCGUUAUCGGUGCCAAAUCACGUCCGGUAAUUUAGAGCGACCGCUGGAGUUAGGAAUGGAGCUCUCGCCAGCGCAGGUCACUGCUGUUGAAGAUCCUGAGCUGGAUCUUGUGGGACUGGUAAUCAUAGCGAUAGUAGUGAUGGCACUGCUCGUCAUUUUGGGACUCAUCUUCUGGAAAGGACAACUCAAGGAACACAAUGACAAUCGCUGCUCGGCACAGUUCAUCGCUGAUAACGAUGUGUAGACGUAUUUUGUGCGGUUUUAGGAUACUUUCCACUUCAGAAUUAAUUUAUUUCACUCGACUCAAGCUCUGAGCUAUGAUUGUAAUUUAUUUGUCUAACUUCCUCAUUAGUUAAGAAUGUGCGUAAAUCUUCAACUCUCCUUUAGGAUUAAGUUACGAGGUGUAAAUAGUUUUCGUCCAACCCAAAGGUAAAUCGUUCGGCUCGAUUUCCGUUGUUUUGUGACCGAAUGGAUAAAAAUGGCGAAAUCCAGCGUUUGGGAAGCCAUUCGAGAGACUGACUUUUGUGAUUUUGUAGAGGUUACGGGUAACCAUUCAAUUCAUCAGUAUAUUUAUCAAUUGAUUUUCCGAUAAGAUUGGAUUUAAUAUUACUAUUGACUUCGAACGUCUUUUUGUUAUAAGGUUUUCGUCAUUAUCAUCAUCGUUGCCUCAAAAAUGUUACUGUGACUUUCGGAAACUAGUAACGGUUACAAAUCUCACAAAGUUUUAGCAAUCAACGAUUUUUGUUGUUGUUGAUUCUGAUUCUUUUUUUCUGAUCCAUUGUUAUUCUCAUGUAAACCUGAUUCACUGGGUCAUUUAGAAAUCAAAAUUUUGGUACAAUAUUUAUUAAAAAAAAAGAAAUAAUAUCCUCGAAGCAUUAUGGUCAAAAUUGCAUUGGUUACCCCGUAUUGCUGUGCAUGCCGCUACCGUUAGAUGUAUUUAUAAGUUUUUUUAGGACUACGCCAAACGAACCUACUCGAGUAAACGAUUCGUGACAUUCUACUAAAGGUCACUUUGAGAAAUCAGCAAAUAAGAGCUUAAAACUAUAAUAUACAGAGAUAGGUAUACAACUAUUAUUACUCGUAUAUAUACGUUAAACGUCAAUCAAUAGUGAUUACAAAUGAGCUAAAAUCAAUGUUGGCUUUCCAGAGACUAAACUGUAUUCCAAUUUGUUAUUAGGUUGGCAAAUGCGUCAUUUAGCUAAAAGCAAUACGAGAGGACGUUUCGGAUUGUAGUGUUGGUACUAUUCAAACGCGUUGUUGGUAUUACUCGAACGACUGUGACUUGGAAUUCGGUUCCGUAGGUGUUAAACCAGUGAAAGGAAGCACAAAUCUGGCAACCUUGUAUGUUCUUCUGAACCAUUCCUUCUCCUUUCAAACCAAGUUUGAUUCUAAUGUACUGUAAUGUAAAGUUGUUCAUCCUCAAAUCGAAUUAUUUAAACGGCAACACUAUUUCUGUGUAACAAUCAAUCCAUAUUGUUAUAUACUUGUAUGUACUAGCAUCAGAGAGUAUCAGUACUUCAACUGAGAGGUUCUACGCCACAAUUUGUAAUAUUGAUCAAAUAUAACAACUUAAAGUUGUACAUAAUAACUGUAAAGGAAUACACUGGAAAAAAAUGAACAAAUACAUCUCUCAUAGAAACUAUUGUA